Messenger RNA from Pseudomyrmex gracilis, 4075 nucleotides. It is a transcript of the gene whd, whose product is annotated as carnitine O-palmitoyltransferase 1, liver isoform. Gene Ontology annotation, biological process: fatty acid metabolic process; carnitine metabolic process. The record is from RefSeq and is a predicted model, not a curated record. Gene Ontology annotation, cellular component: mitochondrion. NCBI's taxonomy places the organism in Eukaryota, Metazoa, Arthropoda, Insecta, Hymenoptera, Formicidae. The transcript is spliced from 16 exons. The coding region runs from base 791 to 3178 and encodes 795 amino acids. Gene Ontology annotation, molecular function: carnitine O-palmitoyltransferase activity.
UUUAUAAUUGUGAUAUUCUAGCUUGAUAUAAUUGUGUUUCGUAUUAUAUUAUUAUUCACUUUGAAUUAUCAUCUACAUUUGAAAUUGCCGUCAUCGCCCAAAUAUUCUUCUUUGUUCUUAUCUUUCUCUCGACCGUGACUCAAGUGAAAAUCGAGUGAAACGUGCAGCAGACAGACUUUCUAUCUCGCGUGCGCACGUAGCACACGAGCCGAAAUUAAAUAUCUACAUUACAAAAUAUCAUAAUAUGCAAGAAUAGUACCACAAUGUUAAUUCAUAUGUAACACUAAUCUAAUUUGUUCUAACGUUUUGCACUUCGCAAUCAGGUAUAUUACGUUUCACAUCGCACCUUUUACUACGCAGCGACCGCGAUUUUAACUUAAUACAAUUUAGGUAAAUGCCGAUUUUAGAAUGAUAUUUUAGAAAUGAAAUUUUUAUGUAGCUGUAAUUAAGAAAAAAAUACGGAACAGGAGAAAAAUAACGAUAAAAGUUACGCAACAGCUUAGUGCCAACUGUAAACGCGCAAUCUCUCGCACAGGUGGUCUUUCGAAAGUUGUGUGGUUGUACGCAUGACCUCCGCAAAGUUACUUCGUCGCUGUAAACGGCGACUUGGCAGUAAGUACACCGAACUUACUGUCAUACAAUGUGUUUUUGCCAGCUUGGCACGAUCUACGAUGCGUUCGCGCACGCGUGCGCGCCGCAAUUGUGACUUUAAGUAAGGUCAACUGGCGCAUCUGCGAUGUACCUUGCAUCGUUAUCGCCACAACGUGACCGUAAAAUCUCUUAACGCGGAAUGGCGGAAGCUCAUUCGGCAGUAGCGUUCAGCUUUUCGAUAACUCAUGAAGGAUGGGCCGUAAACUUCGAUCGGGAAGUACUCCACUUGGUGUGGCUGUCCGGCGUACGAUCGUGGAAGAAGAGAUUCUUUCGAUUUCAGAACAAUCUGAAAAGCGGCGUUUAUCCGGCUUCUUUGGAAAGUUUGUGGGUUACUGUGAUUAUGGUGACAGCGAUACACUUUGCCGGCUACAAAGUUCCAUAUGAUCUCGUUGGAAAAGUCUCACCCUAUCUAUCCGGAUCUUCCAUGCUCGCACACCUGGCAGGUUCUUUUGUGGUUGCGCUGUUAUUAUGGCUGAUGUGUAUUUACAUGAUUCGGUACACGCUAAAGCUGUUACUUAUGUACAAAGGAUGGAUGUAUGAGUCGAGAGACAAAAAUCGCAAGGUGUCGUUUUUAACGCGGUGCUGGGUCAUUCUGGUGAAAGUAUUCUCCGGUUGGCACAGACCCAUGUUGUACAGCUUUCAGGGUUCACUACCGCGAUUGCCGCUGCCAUCGAUAUCCGAUACUAUGAAACGGUAUCUGAGAAGUGUACGGCCGCUAUUGGACGACGAAAAUUUUAGUCGUAUGGAGAAAUUGGCCAACGAGUUCGAAAAUGGUAUUGGUGUGAAGCUGCAGCGUUACUUGAUACUCAAGUCUUGGUGGUCCACGAAUUAUGUAUCCGAUUGGUGGGAAGAAUAUGUUUAUUUACGCGGCCGAUCACCUCUCAUGGUUAACUCGAAUUUCUAUGGUAUCGACGCUAUCCUUUCGCGUCACACGGAUGUGCAAGCAGCAAGAGCCUCAGCCGUCAUAUAUUCUUGCUUGCAAUAUAGACGUCUUAUUGAACGUCAAGAAUUAGAACCAAUUUUAGUACAAGGAAUAGUACCGCUGUGUUCUUGGCAAUAUGAAAGAGUAUUCAACACCACGCGUAUUCCGGGAAUUGAAGUUGAUAAAAUUGUGCAUUAUCAAGAUUCGAAACAUAUCGUAGUAUAUCAUAAGGGCAAAUAUUUUAAAGUUCUAAUUUAUUAUCGAAACAGAAUUCUUCAAGCCUGCGAAAUAGAACUUCAACUUCAACAAAUAUUAAACGAUACUUCAACACCGUCAGAUGGAGAAGAGAAAUUGGCUGCGUUAACGGCUGGUGAAAGAACCGCCUGGGCACGGGCUAGAGAAGAAUUUUUUGCAAAAGGUGUGAAUAAAGCUUCCUUGGAUAUUAUUGAGAAAGCCGCAUUUGUAGUUGCGUUGGACGAUAUACCUUAUGAAUAUAAUCCGGAACACCCAGAAAAACUAGAUCAUUACGGCAGGAUUUUAUUACACGGAAAAGGAUACGAUCGAUGGUUCGAUAAAUCUUUUACAUUAUGCGUGGGAAACAAUGGUAGAAUUGGUUUCAAUGCCGAACAUUCAUGGGCAGACGCUGCGGUCAUGUCGCACUUGUGGGAAUACGUGGUAUGUUCGGAGUUCAUGGACGGACAGGCUGAUGCACCGGUGAUGGGAACUCUAUGGGAAUUUGUUAUUGCUGCUGAUUUCGAAAACGGAUAUAAAGAUGGACAUACUACGGGUACUCCGGAAUUUACACCUCCAGCUCCGACUCGAUUGCAGUUUGAUAUGGAUACUCGAUGUAUCGAAGCCAUUGAGCGAUCGUAUCGGGUAGCACACGGUAUAUUAAAUGACGUUGAUUUGCGUAUUUAUGUGCACGAUGCUUAUGGUAAAGGCCUGAUGAAAGCUAACUUCAUAUCACCAGAUGCUUACAUACAAAUGGCAUUGCAAUUGGCGUAUUACCGCGAUGCCGGAAGAUUUAAUUUAACUUAUGAAGCUUCCAUGACGAGAUUAUUCCGUGAAGGUAGGACAGAAACAGUCAGGCCUUGCACCAUCGAAUCUACGAAAUGGGUCAAAUCAAUGGAGGACGAAACAAUAACGGUAGAGAAAAAAAUAAAUCUGCUGAUGGAUGCGGUGGCACGACAUCAAAAAGGUUAUCAAGAUGCUAUGUGUGGCAAAGGAAUCGACAGGCAUCUAUUCUGCUUAUAUGUAGUGUCAAAGUACUUAGAAGUCGAUUCGCCGUUUUUGAAGGAAGUUCUAAGCGAACCGUGGAGAUUAUCGACAUCGCAAACUCCGCACGGCCAAACUUCAAAAUUAGAUUUGAAAAAAUAUCCAAACUGUAUUUCAGUAGGUGGUGGAUUUGGGCCAGUUGCUGAUGAUGGAUACGGCGUUUCAUAUAUAAUCGCCGGAGAAAAUAUUAUAUUUUUCCACGUUUCUAGUAAACGAUCUUCGUCAAGAACGGACUCUGCUAGAUUUGCGAAAAACAUAGAGACGGCACUUGGAGAUAUGAGAGAUUUGUUACAACAAAGAAAGAAAAUUUAUCAAAAUGGAUCUACGUAACUUAUUUUUACAUGCGCAAACACGGGUGUUCUAGUGCAAACUUUACACGAUUAUACUGGAAUUUAUAACGUAAAAUAAGUUUCUUUUGACAUAUGGAGGGUUUUUAUAACAUGUAACAUAGAUAUAAUUUAAUUCAGAAAGUUUUUGAAAUUUUCAUACACAUUACUAUCAAGUUCAAAUAUCUGAUCAUAAAGUUCUAUAUAUAAUACAAACAGUACUGCGUAAUAAAGAUUUUCAUAAAAUUGUUUUUAAAGUCACUAUACAUAUAUACAUAUAUAUCACAUUUUUUCAAGUGACACACAUUUCUAUUUAAUAAUCAUUUAUAAAUUUAGAAUCUUAUGCAUGAUUGUUGCAAACAAUUGCACGACAAAUAUGUGCACAAAAGUACAAGUAUUAUAAAUCACUAUUACGUGUGCAAUAUUGCAAUUUUAGUAUUUGAUAAUAACUUUGUAUAAUACCAGAUUAUAUUAUUGAUAUAUUGUAAACUUAUUGAAACUCUUCUUUUUACUUUUGUAUUAAUUAAAAAAAAUAAUCAAAGUCAAUUUAUAAAAUUUUAAUAACUGAACUUUUUAGAGACUUUUAUGAUAUAUGAUGUAAUGAAAAAAGUAAAUAUCUCUGAAAGAAGUAAAUAUCUAUGGUAGAACUUAACGUGGAAAUUAUAUAUACAUUUUGAUUUGUGUAAUUUGAUUAUUACUUAAUGAUAUAUAGAUGAAAAAUUAUGAAUACUAUGUGAUCAUCUUUAAUUUUGUCUUACGAAUAGACAUGUAAACGAUGCCAUAUAUUGAUAUGUGCAACUUAUCAAUGCAAAGUAGUUCUAUUAUAAAUAAAUAGUAAUUGUAAGCACAGUGUGUUUUAUACUUAGAGAAGAAAAGCGAAAAUAUAUAUUCUUUCCAUUUA